AAACCCCAGCCCCCACUCCCCCCCGUCUCAUUCCCCUCCACCCGCCGUCUCCUCCCAUCUCAUCUCCGCCGCCAUCAGGUUCAGUUUUCCUCCAUGGCGGCUUUCAACAAGCUCGGAAGCCUUCUGAGGCAGAGUGCUUUGACGAGCAGUGCCCCAACCGGCUCAGCUCCUGCGCUGUUCAAUGCUGCCCGCUACAUGUCCUCUAAGCUUUUCGUUGGCGGUCUGUCGUGGGGUACCGAUGAUUGCAAGCUGAGAGACGCGUUCAGCGGCUUCGGUGAGGUAACUGAAGCUCGUGUGAUCACUGACAGAGAGACAGGAAGGUCUAGAGGGUUUGGCUUUGUCAACUUCGCAGAAGAGGAGGCAGCCAAGGCUGCUGUAACUGGCAUGGAUGGUCAGGAACUUGAAGGCCGGAGUGUCCGUGUGAAUUUUGCCAAUGAGAGAGAGAGACCUGCAGGCGGUGGCGGAUAUGGCGGUGGCGGUGGUGGAUAUGGUGGAGGUCGUGGAGGCGGUGGUGGUGGCUAUGGCGGAGGAGGCUACGGAGGUGGUGGUGGUGACCGUGGCUUCGGUGGAGGCCAGGAAUCCUACUGAGAAGAUCACCUACUAUCUGAAGUUACAAUAAUGAGCUUUUUAGGACACUUUGUCGAUUAUGUGGAACCUAUCUGAUGCCUGUCUGUUAUCUGCGUGGAACUCUUAGAGGGGCAGAUCUGGUUCUACCGUAUUUUCAGUUUUGGUUUGUUUCUGAUGGUGCAAGAGUAUGCUUGCGAGACUGAUGAAGCAUAUGAAGUUUGUGGCAAUGCCUGUCUAUUGCCAUAUGUACUUGUAGAGAAUGAUUGCGUAUGUUAGAGUUAUCAUAAAUUCUCCAGUAUUAUGUUCAGAGUCAAAUAUUGAGAUUUUUUUAGAA
Messenger RNA from Lolium rigidum, 901 nucleotides. RefSeq names its product glycine-rich RNA-binding protein 4, mitochondrial-like. The coding region runs from base 94 to 588 and encodes 164 amino acids. Lineage: Eukaryota; Viridiplantae; Streptophyta; Magnoliopsida; Poales; Poaceae. Gene Ontology annotation, molecular function: RNA binding. The record is from RefSeq and is a predicted model, not a curated record. The transcript has 5 exons.